This is a messenger RNA of Dimorphilus gyrociliatus, 1439 nucleotides long. NCBI's taxonomy places the organism in Eukaryota, Metazoa, Annelida, Polychaeta, Dinophilidae. The record is from the annotation of a GenBank genome assembly.
AUAACUUUUUCUCGGUGGAAGUGGAAGAAAGUAGAUAGAAAUCAACCAAGAUGGCUGCUACCAAUACUAUGGACGCUAUCAAAAAGAAGAUGCAGUCGAUGAAGCUGGAAAAGGAGUCUGCAUUGGACAAAGCCGAUCAAUUCGAGCAAAAUCUGAAGGAUCAACAAGACAAGAACGCCAAGCAAGAAGAAGAAAUCAACGAUCUACAGAAAAGAAUAAAUCAACUGGAGGGUGAGUUAGAUCAAUCUCAGACUCAAUUGGAAGAGGCCACCCAAAAAUUGGAAGAAACCGAGAAAAAACAUAACAACAUAAGAAAACAGAAAUCUGAUGAAAAGCAGAUCGACAGGGAGGGCGAUGCCUCAUCAACAAAAAAAAGGAAAAAGAUCCUUGUUUCACGGAAAGAUUGUCCUAUUCAUGCCAAAUAUAGGAGAGGUGCUUCAAUUGAAUCGAUUCCGGAAGGUAACGAAUGCAGAUGCCGCAUAAAGACCACAAAAACUUCUAAGAGACCAACAAUGAAAAAUUCAUUAUCCGGCACGCCCUCUUCUCUCAGCCAAUCAGUUACCUCUACAGAAAGACGUCCAGAACCUGAAGGCAGUUGUCUUCCAACAAAUAUUGACUCAAGUUCUUAUAUACUCAACGAUUAUUCCCUCUUUUCCGAUUGCGAAGACGUUGGAGAAGAUCUUGACGUUAGAGAAGAAUUAGAAAAGUUACACUCCAAAUAUAAAGGCUUAUUUAGCGUUGCCUAUCUUCUCAAAUCAACGUCAUCUCUAAAGUUUACCAUAAUUGGCUCGGAAUUGAAAAAUAUAAGCUACUGUUUAAAAAGGGCCGAAGCAGAAGUAGGUGCUUUGACUCGUCGAAUUAAGCUCUUAGAAGAGGAUUUCGAGCAGACUGCUUCGCGGUUAGAUUCGGCAACAGAGACGCUUGACAAAGCAUCUAAAACAGCCGAAGAUACUGAAAGAGAAAGAAAGUUAUUGGAAAGCCGAUCUUUGGCUGAUGACGAAAGAAUUGAUACGCUCGAAACGCAGCUGAAAGAGGCCAAGUUCAUAGCCGAAGACGCCGAUCGCAAAUAUGAUGAGGCAGCUAGAAAGUUGGCCAUUACAGAAGUGGAUCUUGAAAGAGCAGAAGCCCGCUUGGAGGCUGCUGAAGGAAAAAUAAUUGAAUUGGAGGAAGAAUUGAAGGUUGUAGGCAACAACAUGAAAUCCUUGGAAAUUAGCGAACAGGAGGCAUCGCAAAGAGAGGAAAGCUACGAGGAAUCGAUCAGGGAUCUGACGUCGCGUCUGAAGGAGGCAGAACACCGUGCCACCGAGGCUGAGAGAGCCGUUUCGAAAUUGCAGAAGGAGAUCGACCGAUUGGAGGAUGAACUUCUCGCCGAGAAGGAGAAAUACAAGGCAAUCAGCGAAAAUUUGGAUCAAACCUUUACCGAAUUGGCUGGCUUUUAA